Messenger RNA from Aspergillus terreus NIH2624, 3141 nucleotides. RefSeq names its product MIZ zinc finger domain protein. The transcript has 2 exons. Gene Ontology annotation, biological process: protein sumoylation. The record is from RefSeq and is a predicted model, not a curated record. Lineage: Eukaryota; Fungi; Ascomycota; Eurotiomycetes; Eurotiales; Aspergillaceae. Bases 1 to 3141 code for a protein of 1046 amino acids. Gene Ontology annotation, molecular function: SUMO ligase activity; zinc ion binding.
AUGACCCCUCCUCUUCCACAAUCUCCUCCCUCGGUCUCUCAUAAUCUCGUGCAGUCGUCGAAUUCCACCGCCAGCAUUUUUCUCGGUGGCGUGCGGAGGUCAUGGAUGGCACCGACCUCCACGACUCAACUUCCGCUACAACCCUCCCCUCCAGCCUCCUUCUCCUCUGCUCCGGUGUCUGUUCCGGCGCCUGCACCUGAUCGUGGGUCGCAUCCCCUGCCUCAGCAUAAUCCCACGCCAAGUCGGCCGCCUGAACAUACACGCCGGAAUGCAGGCCAACUCGACGACCAAACUUCCCCGACGACCACCACGAGUCCUUCUCGGCAAUUAUUAUCGUCACUCAAUACAUCCGUGGGCGUGUCCUGGAGUGAUCCUCCCCGAGCAGUUCCAGCGUCGACUCCUCUCCAACAUCAGACAGCACAAUCCGUCCCUACAGCGCCCUCCACUAUUGCAUACCCCGUGUCUCAGUCCAUGACCAUACCUCAUGCGCCCGCGAUUAGCACAGUCGUCCGGAGUGGCCCCAGUCCGUCUGGUGCUCCUGUCCCAUCGCCAGGAACCACCCCAACCGCAUCACGGCCCCUCCACGCGCCUCCGGUUAGCGGUGCCGACACUACAGUGGUUUCGUCCCCAGCCCCGAGAGGAACGGGCGUCCCUACGACGACCGGCUCCUUGCCCAAUACUCCGCAGCCUCGCCCCGUGAUAGUCAAUGGCGGUCACCAAAAUCCCCAGGCAUCAUACCCAACGCCGCCCGCGCAGGUAUCAGCCCCGACAAGGUCUCAAUCCCAAGAAGGCCUGUCCUCUCAGGGCGUACUCAGUAUCGAUGCCGCCUUCUUCGAGCAUUCUUUGAAGCGGCUUGAAGCCCUGGGCGACAGAUUAGACCCGCAGGUAGAGCAGCCACGGACCAGAUUAUUGUCCCGGGCAUGCUCCGAGCAAGAUUGUCUCUUUCUCGCCAUUCACCAGGUCUAUUGCCUAUACAGCUACACGCCAGCAGAGCUCGGCCGAAUUCCGGGCUUUUCUAUGCUACAGGCCCAGGGGUUGGGUGUGAUUCAGCAGCUUCUGGUGGACAAUAGUCGCGUGACUCUACACUUCCUUCAUUGGUGCGCGAAUUUUCCGGGGACUUUCAAUAUCCUGGUGCAAAACCCUGUAUAUCGAAGCGCGGCCGAGCGCGCGUUCUAUUGUCUGGGCUUGCUCGCAGAACGCUGGGAUCCCUUCCAACAUAGUUGCCUGACACGCGGCUAUCCCCCUUCUGUUGAGGAGAUCGAGGUUCAUUUGGGUAUUACCUCUCAGGGCUUAGCUUUCACCAUUUUUCUGUCAAUCUGCCGCCGUCUCCCCGCAAAGAGAGAAGAGCAUGAGUUGGGCCGCAUCUGGGAUCAAGAUUUUCACAACUACCAGCGUCGUCUCUCUAUGCCCAUGGCCCAGCGAUCGGCGCAAUUUCAACGGGACAAUACGCAGUUCAUUCGAGAAUACACGGCGUUACCCUUGGCACCACAAGCUGAACAUUCUCCCCACCCGGAUAUUACUACUCCUGUCGGUCCCAGCAGAAAUCCGACAAUGCAUCCAAGCACCAAUUCACCCAUUAGCCCGAGUCUUCUGACUCCUAGUCCUCAAGUUCCCAGUCGCAUAGCCGCCCAAGGGUCAUCUGUUCCCAUCCUUAACCACCCCCAGCCGACCACAGCUCAGGUGCCCACGAAUGUGCGGCCUCAGAGAAUGCAAAGCAUCCCACCUUCGACGGCUUCUCCAUACGCAUCUCCGUACUCCGCAAUGGCGCUGCUCCCAUCUCAGCUUACCCAGACAUUACCCCACGGGGCCACGCCGUCUCCAGUGCAGCCCUCUACACCAGUUCUGGCUCGAAAUCAAGCAGGACAACAGCCUCAGUCUCGGCUAACAAGCCCGGUCUUCACUAUACCAGGGCAAACUCACCAACAUGUGCGAGUCUUGCUCCUUCCUCAAGGACCCGUCCCACCGAGUAAUGCCCGACCUAACCCGACUCGCACUGCGCUUCACCAGGCUCAUCUCCGUGGUCCAUGCAACCGGCUAAUUUCCAAGGCGGAAGGCAAUGAGGUCGAGCUCUUUCAAUACCUGAGUUCAUUUGUGGUGGCUCCAGCUCCAUUGGGCCAAAGACAAUGUGCUUAUAAAUGGAGCUUCCCGUUGUCUACAGCUGCGGUCAACCGUUUUCCGACCCGUGAAACCCGCGGAGUGGGACAUCGCCCGUUACGGACUCUUUUCGACGGCUGUCAAGUAUACCGCUUGCGGUGUAUCAAGGUGGACCCGUCUGCUACGGAGGUAAACGAGGGGAAAUGGAGUGUGGCGGAAACCACCUGGCCCACAGUGUGUUAUCUGUUCGUCAACAAUGUGGAGGUCUUUGCUCGCCGAAAGGUACACCAUGGCAGAGAUCUCCCCUUAGAUAUUACUGAGCAUCUCCGAGAAGGUGAAAAUACGAUCUCCAUGCAUUUUAUUCGUGCUCCGGCCGAAUUCCACGCCAUGACGUAUGCGCUGGCGGUUGAGGUGCUCGAUAUCUCGGGCUUGGACCGGGCCAAAUCUCUCGUACAAACUCUACCAGCUUGGGACUCUCGAGAGAAGAUCCGCAAGCGACUUGCCGCUAAUACCAUCAACGAUGACGAUUUGAGUGUUGUCAGCCAAGACUUGAUCGUUGACCUCGUCGACCCCUUUACUGCUCGGAUAUUCGACGUUCCGGUGCGCGGACAAUUCUGUGGUCACCAAGAAUGUUUCGACCAUGAGACCUGGAUCUUGACAAGGGCCUCCAAGUCCGGUAAACGCGCCCUCAAAGAAGAUUGGAGAUGUCCCAUCUGCGGCCAAGAUGCGCGUCCUCAGAGUUUGGUCAUUGAUGGUUUCCUGGCGGAGGUCCAUGCCGAGCUCACACGUACAAAUCGAUUGGAGGGAGCACGGGCAAUCCAGAUUAAGCCGGACCUGUCGUGGCAGCUCAAGUCCGAGAGUGAUGCGCAGUCGUCCUCCGGCCGAACUGCUGGUAACGGCCAGGGAAAUAACACCGAUAAGCGGAAGCAUCCCCGUGACGGAAUGACUGUCGCCCGAGCCCCUCAGAGGCCCAAGAUUGAACAUCAAUCUCCGGCCGGAAUUACCGUACCUCCUCGUCAAUCAUCCGAAGUCAUUGAGCUCGAUUGA